This is a messenger RNA of Vanessa atalanta (red admiral), 3561 nucleotides long. Its product is annotated as zinc finger protein 271-like. The record is from RefSeq and is a predicted model, not a curated record. The transcript is spliced from 3 exons. The coding region runs from base 378 to 2753 and encodes 791 amino acids. NCBI's taxonomy places the organism in Eukaryota, Metazoa, Arthropoda, Insecta, Lepidoptera, Nymphalidae.
UUGCAAAAAAAAAAUGUUUACGUUGACUUUUAUUUAUUAUGAUAAUAGUUUGUGAAUACCUCAAAAUUAAAAGCAAUAAUUUUAAAAUAUUUCAAGCAAAGCUUUCUUGCAGUUAAUUGUACGAUUUUUCAAAUAUAUAACAAGGCUCAGAAAUAGUUGAAUGCAGGAGUAAUUAACCUCGGGGUUAAGAAAAAUAUUUUUUUAAUUUCAAUGGAUUAUUGGUUUAAAGCAAAAGCAAAACCCAAAACGGCUCAGAACUGGUACGAAGUAAUGUUUAUAAUGUACUACUUCGUAUUAAUUUGUGAUAACUUGAAGAGAGGUAUAAUAGGAGUGUGAGGAGUGGCAUUUGACGGAAAAACAGCAAAUUUAAUUUAAAAAUGGAGUUUCAAAAUACAAAAUCCUGUGAAUUCGAUGAAACGAAUGAGAUGGUAUUGUCAGAUGAUCUGAAUAUUAAAGAAGAAAUAACCCACGAAAUAACAGUUGAUAUAAAACCGGAAAAUGAUGACAGCUACAGCAAUGAUGAUAAUCCAUUUGAGAAUAUACAAGUUGAGAUUAAACAGGAAUUCAUCACUCCAAAUUAUCCAGAUAAACUACUCGAGAUAUCAUCUAUCACAAAGAAAAGAGAAGCUGAACUACAACACACAGUAAUGCAAAUAGAAAAUGAAAUAAACGAGUUAAUAUUACCUAAUACAGAUGACAAUAUUAAAAUGGAGAAGCAAGACGAGGUUUUGGGUUAUGAAUAUCCGACUAUUGAUGAAGGCAGCAUGGAUAGUGAAGAGGCACACGCAUUGAACAAUGUUGAGGCUUGUUUACAGGAUGAAAUUAACAUAAAACCUGAAAAUGAUGUUUAUGAGGACACCACAAAAGAAGAAUUUGACAAAUUAAUAAAGGAAGAAAUGGAUUUGACAGUAACAGAAACUCAUUUAAUAUCAAACAAAGUAAUUAACACAACAUCAACCAUCACAAAUCCUCAGGAUGGGGUGAUACAGUCACAAACUACAAAAACUUUAGUUAUGGAAAUUCAUCCUAUGGUUCAGGGUAUCAAUGUUUCAUCGUUGGGUAGAAUUAAUAAUCCUGAAGAAAUAUUACCAACUUCUUAUAGCAAUGAUGACAAUCUUACAAUGGAAUAUGACGAUUUUCAACUAAACUCUAUAACUGGCAAUGUAUUGUCAUUAGAGCAGGAAGCAUAUGGCUUAUUAAAAGCAGGUCGCUGUGAUGUCAACGACAAACGAUUCAGCUGCAAAAAGUGCGAUAAAUCAUAUAAGAAAUCGAAAUAUUUGAAAGAGCACAUGCAAGUGCACAAGUCCAUAGAGAAUAGAGCAAUGGGAAUUAUUAAAGGCCUUAAAACGAGGAUGGAGAACAUGAAGAAAAGGAUUUGCAACGAUCUCAAGAAAGACGCAAAUAAAGCUAUUGAUAAACAUACGUUUGAGAAUAAAAAGGCAAGAAUGGAAAGAUUGGAGAAUCGAUCGCGAAUCAAGGAGGAGGUUGUUAUAAAUAUGAAGAAGGAAGGUUAUGAAUGCACUUGUGGACAGAUAUUCAAAAGAAAAACUAGGAUGUUGUCUUGUUUACGAUCUCACGACAUUUAUGCAGACACAGAAUCCUGCUUUUCCUGCAUAUCUUGCACCAAACAGUUCAAAGACAAACAGGAGUUAGCGUUACAUCGUAAACGGCUGCAUCGCAAACGAUUCCCCUGUAAAUUCUGUCCAACUGACUACAGCACCAGAAAAGAUUUAUUCAAGCACCUUCAAAUACACCAAAAAGUUCAAUUGAUGGAGUACAAAGUUAUUUCGGAAGUAGUUAAAGGGAAACAGAAGCUAAAAUGUUUUAUGUGUUCCAAAACAUUUUCGGAACUAUCAGAAUUAAAAAUGCAUGUGAUGGAGGAUCACGAGGAACCGUACAUUUGCCCACAUUGUAAAGGAACUUUUCCGAAAAUUAUCGAUUUUGGAAACCAUACGAAAACGUACCAUCCAGAGGUUGAAGGACAAUCUGUUUUGGAUGUUCUUGAAGCGUUUUCAAAAUUAGUGCAAGCUUGGAAAUGCGAGGAGUGUAAAUUACAAUUUCAUGAGGCCGACAAAUUUGCUAUGCACCAGGUAGAGAAACACAGUCCGGAUUUGAAAGUAAAGGAUCAGUUCCAGUGCUCCGAUUGUCGAAGAGUUUUCGUGAGCCAGAAAGGUUUGACGUCUCACAGAAGAAUUCACCACAACACGGGUAGCACAGAGGAAUCCGAGACCAUCGAGAAGGGUGUCAUGUGCGUUGAAUGUCGGAAGAUAUGUAAGGAUAUGACCGCUCUUACAUCACACAUGCGUUUACAUUCACCAGAACGGAAGUAUCCUUGCAAGUUUUGUGAUUUUCGUUUCUCAACACCAGAGAAGAGAAAGAUUCACGCUGAACUACAUACAGGCGACAUGAAAUACGUGUGCUUUAUAUGCGAGUAUCAGUGCAGUUCGGAGAAUCGGUUGAAACAGCACAAGAUGUCCCUGAAACACGCAAACAUGAAGGAGUUCCUAUUGACGGGUAAACCGUUAAUCGAAGAACAGUCGACAUCGAAGGAGUCAAGACCUGGAGAAAAGUACGCUAAAAAGAGGAAGCAAAGUAAAAGCACGCCGUCUCUCUCGGGAGAUGAGGGGACUUCGACGUGCGAAGUCUGCGGUGACAAGUUUCCAAGCGAAAAGAAAAUGUUAGAACAUAAACAAACUCACCCGUUCAUUGAAUUCCCCAAUGAAGACACGCCUACUAGAAUAUUCUUUAAGUAGUCACUCUUGCCAUUCGGUUGUAGAUUAGGUUGCACUGUGGUUAUACUCCAUUUAACAAAGCGCUUACACGAUGUUCUGUGAUCUGAUUGGUUGAUAUUAGUUGUAAAUUGUCUCUUCACUAAACUAUUGAACCAAUUUCAAUGUAAUGUUUAAAUAUUGUAUAAUUUUCUAAUAAGAUUUGUGAAAUAGAACAAUAACUAUCUUACUGAAUAUAAUAUUUCUUCGCGGGCGAAGAGAGUAUUGUUUAUGUGAGUAAACUUUUAAUUAAACUUUAAAGGUUUUGUAUUUAUAUUAUUUUAUUACAUACGAAAAAUAUCUUUAUUUCUUUUUUACAAAUUUAUAAAACAAAUAGAAGCUAAGUUUAGUGCUGAAAUUGAAUGAUCCAAAAUCUUCGAAUAUUAUGUUGUCUAUAAGAAAUGUGUUUAUAAAUUAUUUUAAGUUAAACAACACUUUCUGUGCUUAAUAUUAACAUGAAAAGAAGUACUUACAUCACAUACUAAACAGUUUUAUUGCUUGCUGCUACCAUCAAGAACAAAUCAACUUAUAUCAAAGGAUAAAAAGUUGGUUGCAAAUAUUUAACAAAUGUUUUAUUAUUUCUGUAUUAACUUCCACAAUGAAUAGCUUUAACAAAUGGAGUGUAAUUUAUAUUAUAUAACUGUUUUAGAUAUAGUUUGAUUUUUUUUGUGAUUUGUGUUAAAAAGCUAGUCUGUUAACUCUACAAAUGUAAUUUAAAUUGUUAAAACAUCAGUGCCUCAAUAAUAUAAGUUAUUUACAUGGCAAUGUUAGGUAAAGGUGUUAAUAAAUAAUA